This is a messenger RNA of Selaginella moellendorffii, 1163 nucleotides long. RefSeq names its product rhomboid-like protein 20. NCBI's taxonomy places the organism in Eukaryota, Viridiplantae, Streptophyta, Lycopodiopsida, Selaginellales, Selaginellaceae. Gene Ontology annotation, cellular component: membrane. The record is from RefSeq and is a predicted model, not a curated record. Gene Ontology annotation, molecular function: serine-type endopeptidase activity; protein binding. The transcript is spliced from 7 exons. Bases 128 to 1030 code for a protein of 300 amino acids.
CUAGGGUUUUUGUGGAAGGAAGCGUCAAGAUUGUUUGCGGGGACGAUCGAGCUCGAUCGGGGCAGCUUGGCGCUCGAAUGCAGCUUGAAUCGCUGGAAUUGUAAGCGGCGAGUGGAGCGCAGCAGUCAUGAACGCCGGGCCGUCGGGAUUUCAGAAUGCUCCAAUCACGAAGGGCGUUGUGGUGGUGUGUGGAUUGGCGACGUUGCUCGUCGGCACUUCGCGGAGGAGCAUCAUCAAGGCUUGUGGUCUUUCCUAUCAAGCCGUAGUACAAAAUAUCCAGCUAUGGCGUCUCGGGACGGCGACCUGCGUUUUCUCUUCGACUCCCGAGCUAGUUUUCGGUCUCUAUUUAAUUUAUUUCUUCCGGGUGUUUGAACGGCAGAUCGGAUCAAACAAGUACUCGGUGUUCGUUCUUACAACUACAAUCAUCUCGACACUGUUGGAACUUUCCGUCUUGGCAUUUUUCAGAGAUCCCACAACUUCCGGUAUCAGCCUAGCGCCGGGACCUUAUGGAUUGAUCUUCGCUUCUUUUGUACCGUACUUCUUCGACAUACCAAUCUCUACGCGCUUUCGAGUUUUUCGAAUGCAGUUCUCGGACAAGACCUUCGUGUACCUGGCUGGCCUUCAGCUACUACUCUCCUCGUGGAGACAAUCUCUGAUACCAGGCUUGUGCGGGGUGCUGGCGGGAUUUACAUACAGAUCCAACAUUUUUGGCAUUAGAAGAUUAAAGUUUCCAAAAUGCGUGGCAUCGUUCUUCUCUCGAAUUUUCUCCCCCCUUCUCUUGAGCUGGCCAUCGCCAGCCCCCAGAGGCUUGAGAGAGCCUUCGCGACGUUUAGUCGAGGUAAAAAAGAGCUUUUUGUUUUUGUUUCCAAAGGAAGAACAAGUUCUAAGUGACCAUAAUCUUUGCAGGGACCAUUCGUUCCUCCGCAAGCUCCCGCCCGUGCAGCCGCUCCUCCACCGCCUCCUCCGGAAGAAUCCAUCGCCACUCUCGUCUCAAUGGGCUUCGAUAGAGGCCUCGCCAUCCAAGCUCUGAGCCAAGCUCGAAACGACAUGGUUGCGGCUACCAACAUCCUCUUGGAGCAAUCCCACUAGAAACUCCUUCCACUGUAUACAUUCUUCUCCAAAAGGGGCCCAAAAAUCCACCGAGCACCAAAGUUUUGUUCUUC